AUUCGUGCAUGUUAGGUGAGAGUACUAAUCACUCCAUCAAAUACCUUUUAUAUAUGCAUGUGUUAAUGUGUGUUGACUGUCCAUUGUAACUCACCAAUAUCAGAGAGAGAUGGGUUCCAUGGAAGCAAGCAAGAAGAAGAAGCCUCAUGCAGUGGUGAUCCCAUUUCCAUUGCAAGGUCACAUAAACCCUACUCUCAAGCUAGCAAAGCUUCUUCAUUACAAGGGCUUUCACAUAACAUUUGUGAACACUGAAUUCAACCACAAACGCUUAGCCAAGUCCAGAGGCCCUGAAGCCCUUCAAGGAUUGCCAGACUUUUGUUUUGAAACAAUCCCAGAUGGCCUUCCUUUGACCAACUUAGACUCUUCCCAACAUGUACCCUCACUUGUUGAUUCUACAAGGAAGAACUGCUUACUCCCAUUUCGCAAUCUUGUAUUGAGACUCAAUGAGAAUGCUACAAUGCCUCCAGUUUCUUGUAUUGUGUCCAGUGGUCUCAUGUCCUUCACUGUUGAGGUCUCUGAAGAACUUGGAAUUCCAAAUGUUUUCUUCUGGACAUAUAAUGCAAGCAGCUUCAUGGGGUUUACAAAGUUUUUUGAUCUAAUGGAAAGAGGUGUCUCUUCAUUUAAAGAUGAGAGCUAUCUGAAUAAUGGCUAUUUAGAGAAUACAUCAAUAGAAUGGAUACCUGGGAAGAAAAACAUCAGAUUGAGAGACCUUCCAAGCUUCAUUAGAACAGCAGAUCCAAAUGAUCUCUUUCUAAAUUUCUUCAAAGUAGAAGUUGAAAGGGCUCAAAGAGCCACUGCAAUCAUCUUGCAUACUUUUGAUGAACUGGAGAAUGAAGUCUUGGACAUCCUCAAGCCAAAGUUUCCUCCCAUCUUCACCAUUGCACCUCUCCACUUGCUCCUCAGUCAGAUUCCUGAAAGUAGUAGUCUGAACUCAAUUGAAUUCAACUUAUGGAAAGAAGAGCCUGAAUGCCUUAAAUGGCUUGACACCAAGGAACCCAACUCAGUUAUUUAUGUAAACUUUGGCAGCAUCACAGUCAUAACACCUCAGCAACUCUUAGAGUUUGCUUGGGGACUUGCUAAUAGUAAGCAAAACUUCUUGUGGAUAGUCAGGCCAGAUCUAAUUAUGGGAGAAAAGGCAAUUCUACCUCAAGAAUUCAAAACAGAUACUGAAGGGAGGGGCUUUUUGGCAGGUUGGUGUCCACAAGAGAAAGUCCUCAAACACCCUUCAAUAGGAGGGUUUUUGACACACAGUGGAUGGAACUCAAUGCUUGAAAGCAUAAGCAGUGGUGUCCCCAUGCUUUGUUGGCCAUUCUUUUCAGACCAACCAACAAACAGCAUGCGUGCUUGCUCCGACUGGGGUGUGGCUGAGGAAAUAAAUAAUGAUGUGAAGAGAGAUGAAGUGGAGAAGCUUGUGAGGGGACUAAUGCAGGGACAGAAGGGAAGUGAGAUGAGGAAAAAGGCCAUGGAAUUGAAGGUGAAAGCAGAAGAGGCUGUUUGUUCUAAUGGUUCAUCACUGUUGAAUUUAGAACAUUUGGUGCAUGAAGCAUUGCUCUCAAAAGAUGAUUGAUUUGUAUGCUUAAAGUCAACCACCCAGAAUAAAUGCCUAAAGAAAAUCAGUUUCAAAUGUGAUGCAGUUGCAGCAGCUGCCGAGCACUUCUACAUGGUGUGGGACCUUGGCAAAGGACAUUGACUGAAGAUUGAGAUUGAUUACGGCAAUCUUGUGUUGCCUUUUAUAUCUAACAGUUUGCAUGUGUUUGGAACUCCUUAUUACUACGUUUUUUUUUUAUUUCCUAUUAAUUAGCAUAUUUGUUUUUGAGGGUUUGCUGGACGUAUUUAAGACUUUUGUAAGCCUUUAUUGAAGACAGCUAUCUUUUGAUUAAAUAAAACAAAACGGAGAAGAGUUUCUCUAAAGUUCCGCUUAUCAAUUCUUGGUGAAUUGAUCUGGUGGAAAUUGUGUUGU
Tripterygium wilfordii is the source of this 1960-nucleotide messenger RNA. Its product is annotated as 7-deoxyloganetin glucosyltransferase-like. The record is from RefSeq and is a predicted model, not a curated record. Bases 110 to 1567 code for a protein of 485 amino acids. Lineage: Eukaryota; Viridiplantae; Streptophyta; Magnoliopsida; Celastrales; Celastraceae. The transcript has 2 exons. Gene Ontology annotation, molecular function: UDP-glycosyltransferase activity.